AUGUCGAUGGCUGUUGGUUUUGGGUCAAAGAUGAGUGUGUCGUUUUGGAAUAGGAAAGAGAGGAGCAGGCGCGGGUUAUAGAAACUAACUACUGCGUUCGUUGUUGGAAUCGAAAGAAUUCUGUUUGGAUAAAUACUGGGUCAUCCUUUCUGUCGAUUUUGAAAGGUUUCGAAUUGAAGAUAGAGGUUCUGGGCGGUUGAUUGGGCCGAUUGGGGAAAACGGUGGAGCUGCACACGCCAAAAAUCUACGCGUGAAGGAUUAUGGUUUGUGCUGCUGCUGCUGCUUUGUUUGAAUUGGGUUGUUUCAGGAUUGCUUAUACAUAGGUUAAGGAAAAUAGACUAAUGGACUUUUUGAAGGAGUGAUCUACUCGCGGAACUUUGAUUUCUGUACUAAUGUCAAAUGGUUGGUUUAUAUUGAAUUCCAUUGAUGUGAUAGCAGAAAAGGUGCUGCUAAAAAUAUACAACAGGGAGAAGAGCUCCAAAGUUACUAGUAUGAAUAUGUAAAGCCUCUCAGUUAUCAAAUAUGAACACAUUACUGUGAUUUCAGCUGAAAAGAAAGCAUACUCAGUGGUCUAGAGUCUGAUAUAGUUAUGAUACACAGCAAGAACUUUAAGUACAUAGUAACGAAUCUAAAGCUCUCACUGCAGAAUUUCAACACUCCAAAAAAAGUGUAAAACUUAGGCUGGCAAUAGUACUGGGUUUGGACCAAAACUCACAGGAUGCCACCGCAUAAUGUUCAUCAUAAUUUCUCUCUGAAACUUAUUUUUCAAUUAUUGUUAGCUGCUGCAUAAAUGCAGAGUACCACUAGCAUAAGACAAAUUAUACAUGAAAAUUGAAAGCCUGGUGUAGUUGCAAAUUCACAGCUGGGGACCUGGGGUUGCUUAAGAAAGCAUAGAAAGCAUUAAUAACUGAAAGACAGGUUUUUGGGAUUGUAAUAGGAACAGUGAUGGGUAAAAAUUACGUGCACGCUUAUUAGUUAUGGGAAGUUUUCAGAGAGGGUUUUAAUGUGGGGUUUGGGAGUCUGUGAAAGUAGAAAUGCCAGAAAUGCAGGAUUGAGAAAGAUUUGUGAAGUGACCUUGCUUGGAGAAAGUAACUGCACAGAUUUUACCAAAACAAGAGUUACCACUCUGAGUUUCAGGGGAUUUAAAGACUAGCUUCUCUGAAAAAAGACUUUAAAUCCCUUGAAACUGAAGCUCAGCGAACGCACCCUGUACAUAAAUAGGCUUCAAAGAUCUUUCUAUUUCAUACAUCCAUAGCACCAAAAUUACAGCCAACCACACUGCAACUGCAAGGCAGUUUGGCAUUCGUCCUUUGCCAAAACCAAAAAGGUUUUGUCAAAAUGAUUCCCUUCUUGCCCCAGCGUCUCUAUACAACACCCAUUUCUGAUGCUUUCAUCAUUAAAACCAAGACCAUAGUUCCACAACCCACUUAAAUAGUAGACUUUCUACUUAUGGAGUUUUAUUAAUCGGAUUAUUCUUGGAAAGGCUUCAUUCAAAGGCUGGUUCCCAACCUAGAAAUAUCCCUAAAAUGAUAUAGAUAGAGAGCAGCAGGAGGAGAAGAAGAGAGAGGACGACAUGGAUCCGGAGCAGACCUUCAUACGCGUACAAGAGCGCUUCUCUCAGAUCCUGACGCCAAAAGUGAGAGCUGCUUUGGAGUAUAUCUACCUUUUCAUCGCGAUCACUCUCUUCUGUAUUCUUGUUGUUAUGCACGCCAAUUACGUUCAGCAGCCUGGCUGUUCAAGUGAGCUUCCUGGAGUUGAAACAGCAGACGCAGAAAUUAUUCAUGUCAAGAUUUCUAGUGCAGGCUUGUGGUCGCAGAAUGAGUCAGAAUUCACCAAUGUGAUAAAUGAUGUCCCCGAGACGAAAUUUGUGAUGGAUAAAUUAGAAUUUGCCAAUGUAAAUGGGGAUGAGAUUCUAGAUAAUCAGGCAGAUAGCUGUAUGCCAAAUGUUGAUGAUGCGGUUAUGAAAACUGAAAUAGAGGAGUCACGUAGUAGUUUUCCUUUAUCUGCAAAAGAGACAUUCAAAGCAGCACUCUUUCAUUUUAGCAACAAGUGGCACAGGCGUCUAUCAUUCCUCUGGAAGCAUGGAACACAUAUUGUUGGAAGUUUGUGGAACAUUGCAGGCAUACAUUUGGAUCUUGAUAUUCCAAAGUGGCUGCAUAUACUUCGAUUGGACAGGCUUAACUCGUAUGCAGUGCAGUGGCUUGAGAACAGAAGCAAAACUUUUGAACCAACUUACUUAUACACUAUGGAAAAGGGUUAUUUCUUACUGCCUGAAAGUGCAAGAGCUCAGCAUAAUAUUCGUACUGUAAACAUAAGCAUAUCAGCUCGACAUUCCUGUUUCGGAAACAGGUGGCAGCAGCUACUGAUUAACAGAUUUGUUGGGUACGAUACUAUUUUGAUAAACAGUUUACUGAGUUCUCCUGGUCAAGGUUAUCUUUAUAAUUUUCAAACAAAGGAGUUCUUUAAUCUUAGUUAUGCACAUGAACCGCCAGAGGGUCCGGCAAGAUUUGGAGACUACCUCGUGACAAAGUGUGGCGUUCUUAUGAUGUCUCUAUUUGUGUUCUUUACAACCACUAUGUCUGUGUCAUUUACUUUGAGAGAGACGCAGACUCGGAUGCUGAAGUUCACAGUGCAGCUUCAACACCAUGCUCGUCAUCAGCUUCCAACAUUUCAGUUGAUUUUUGUGCAUGUAAUUGAAUCACUUGUCUUUGUCCCGAUUAUGAUUGGCAUAUUGUUUUUUCUGUUCGAGUUUUACGAUGAUCAACUAUUGGCCUUCAUGGUCCUCAUUCUUGUCUGGUUGAGUGAACUAUUUACCCUGAUCAGUGUUCGCACGCCCAUAUCAAUGAAGUUCUUUCCCCGCUUCUUUCUGCUCUACUUUCUGGUUUUUCACAUCUAUUUCUUUUCCUAUGCUUACGGUUUUUCCUAUUUGGCUCUUUCUACGGCUGCAGCAUUUAUGCAGCAUCUCAUUCUAUACUUCUGGAACCGUUUUGAGGUACCAACUCUACAAAGGUUUAUUCAAAAUCGAAGAUCACAACUCCAACAACACCCAGAUUUCCACAUUACUUCCUCCACAUUCCUUGCCUCAACUUUGCAUAUCACAAGAUUAAACACAAGAAAUCCUGGUCCAGUCAAUUCUGACAUAGUCUCUGGGCCUGGGCUGAGAUCUGGAUCCAAUCCAGCAGUGCCUUCAAAUGGAGCUGAAGCUCCUGGCUUUCAUGAACGAUCAGGCAAUGAGAACCCAGUGCAAAACCCUCUUCAGGUUCCAGGCCAAACUGACCUGAAUCAAGCAGAGAAUGGCCCAAACCCCAGUACUAUGAAUUCUUUCAGUUCACUUUUGUUGUGGAUAUUAGGAGGAGCUUCCUCUGAAGGCCUCAACUCAUUUCUUUCUAUGUUCAGAGAUGUCCGAGACCAAGGACAAGCUUAUGCUGAAUCUCCCAGGCAAGAAAAUCAGGAUGGAAGAUAGUACUUGGACAUUGCUUGGGAGAUCUACGUCCCUUGCUUUAGUUGUAGACCUAAAUGUAUGUAUUUUAACUAGUAUAGCAGAGUAUGGUAGAUUAAAGAAAAGUGUAUGCGGGAUUUACAUAUAUGUAUAGAAGUAGUGAUAUGUAAAGGAUAUCUGAAUAUCUCAAGUCGUCUUUUUACUUGAAUUGUUACAGAUCCCUUGACUGGGAUGGCACAUGUAAUUGCUUUGGCAGAACUAGUGAAUUGUAAACAUUGACAAAUAGGAAUGGUACCUUUCUUUUGUAUGUUCAGUACUGCAUGCAAAGGCACUGAGCUAAUUUUGGGUAUUGAUAACUGUUUCUGUUCUGAUUUAGGGAUA
Messenger RNA from Rosa rugosa (rugosa rose), 3820 nucleotides. Its product is annotated as membralin-like protein At1g60995. Gene Ontology annotation, biological process: response to endoplasmic reticulum stress; positive regulation of ERAD pathway. The coding region runs from base 1574 to 3463 and encodes 629 amino acids. The record is from RefSeq and is a predicted model, not a curated record. Lineage: Eukaryota; Viridiplantae; Streptophyta; Magnoliopsida; Rosales; Rosaceae. Gene Ontology annotation, cellular component: endoplasmic reticulum. The transcript has 18 exons.